CUCUUACACAAACGAGAAGAAUGAGACGCUGUUGUCAUAGUAACUGUUGUUAGCACGUACAGCUAUAUUUGGAGCUAGCUGUAUCGAAGCUGUUGUGAACAGCUUUUUAAUAUUUUGUGUCUUGGGAACAGCCGAUCCCGAAUUUCAUUCCUGCUCCGAUUUGGGUCGGUACUGGAAGAUGUCAGGAGAUCUUGUUGCUGUGUGGGAAGUGGCUUUGAGUGAUGGUGUGCACAGGAUUGAAUUUGAACAUGGCACAACAACAGGAAAAAGAGUUAUUAACAUCGAUGGAAAGGAAGCUAUAAGAAGAGAUUGGAUGUUCAAACUGGUUGGAAAGGAGACGUUUUACGUGGGUGGAACCAACACAAAAGCCACUAUUAACAUUGAAGCAGUGAGUGGAUUUGCAUACGAGUACACUCUUGAGAUUAAUGGAAAGAGCCUGAAGAAAUAUAUGGAAAAUCGCUCCAAGGUCACCAGCACAUGGCUUCUCAACCUGGAUGGCAUCGACUGCAGAGUUGUUCUGGAGAAGGACACCAUGGAUAUAUGGUGCAAUGGACAGAAAAUGGAAACAGCUGGAGAGUUUGUUGAAGAUGGCACGGAGACACACUUCACCGUGGGCGACCAUGACUGCUGCAUUAAAGCCGUGAGCAGCGGUAAGAGACGAGACGGCAUUAUUCACAUGAUGCUGGUGGAUGGCAUGGAGGUUUCAGAGUCUGCCGAAUAAUCUGUGUUACAUCUCCAUGUAAAGAGUGUGUUUAUGUGUUUGGUUGAAGCAUGUCUAUAAUCUGUGCUGAUUUGUGAACACAGAUCAGCAUAUCCUAGUUCAGUAUUGGACUGUUUUUAAGCAGUGACAAAUGUGUCUUACAAACACACAGCUUAGGUAUUUGCUAUAUACCUUACAUAGAAACAAUAUUUCAACGUUUUUUAAAACUCUGAAGAAUCAUUGUAAUUUAAACAAGGAACAAACAUAUUUAUUUUAAUGUGGUUGUUGUUAAUUUUCAAAAUGCAAUAAACAUUGCGAAAGGGAAACAAAGAGAUGUGAUGAUGUCAGAACCUUUAGUAAACAGUUUGGUAUGUUGAUCAUGUGAUAUACUGAGGUACUAAGAUUGUGAAAUAGUUUAUUCUUUUUGCAGUAGCACAAUCAUGUUCACAGAAGCAUUUAAUGAAUAAUAAUAAUACGAAGAUAAAUACAUAACGAAAUAAGCCGCCAAAUUGAGUCAAUAAAGUAAUAAUUUAAAUAAUAAUUAAAAAAAUAAAUUAGAGGUUAAUGUGAAGAUGUUAAGGUAUACUUUCUGGUAGAUAUUUAUCUUACCAGUCUUUUAAAGCAAUAACUUUCCUUAGAAAAUAUACUUUAAUGUGACUACUGUGUGUGCUCUGAAACACUUUGGUGUCUAGGUCUUGUGACACAGGAUUGCUCGUCGUCCCAUCAAGUUUCAUGAGUCUGGUAAAUUCAAGAUGUGGUAGUCUGUUAAACCAGAGUCCAAAAAGUCCAGAGAUGAUAAGUCUUUUUUCGUGAUGUGCAGUGUAGCGCUAUGUUCAGGAUAUUACAAAAGAACAUAGUCUAAAUAUGAAUUAAACUUUAUAUUCUCAAGCACCGUGAGUGCAUAAUGAAAGUGUAAUAUUCAUUUAAAAGUUGUAAUUCUUAGAAUUAAAUUUAGAUUUGUAUUUACAUUUAAAGUGUGUUAAGUUGAUUUCCUAAGAAAGGUGGCAACAGUAUUUGUACAUAGGUAUAUUUGCUGUUUGCAAUUUUAUUGUACCCUUAUGCUUUUUAUAUGUAAAUACAAACUGUUACAAAUAUGUGCUGU
Messenger RNA from Triplophysa dalaica, 1802 nucleotides. It is a transcript of the gene faima, whose product is annotated as Fas apoptotic inhibitory molecule a. Lineage: Eukaryota; Metazoa; Chordata; Actinopteri; Cypriniformes; Nemacheilidae. Gene Ontology annotation, biological process: canonical NF-kappaB signal transduction; negative regulation of extrinsic apoptotic signaling pathway via death domain receptors; positive regulation of neurogenesis. The record is from RefSeq and is a predicted model, not a curated record. Bases 179 to 721 code for a protein of 180 amino acids. The transcript is spliced from 5 exons.